Molecule: messenger RNA, 508 nt
Organism: Marmota flaviventris (yellow-bellied marmot)
Lineage: Eukaryota; Metazoa; Chordata; Mammalia; Rodentia; Sciuridae
Gene: Ndufa13
Product: NADH:ubiquinone oxidoreductase subunit A13
Cellular component (GO): respiratory chain complex I
Source: RefSeq, a predicted model, not a curated record
AGCCUGGGGUUCUGCUGGCAUGGCGGCAUCGAAGGUGAAGCAGGACAUGCCCCCGCCAGGGGGCUACGGCCCUAUUGACUACAAGCGAAACCUACCGCGCCGCGGACUGUCGGGCUACAGCAUGUUUGCCGUGGGUAUUGGGACUUUACUCAUUGGGUACUGGAGCAUGAUGAAAUGGAAUCGCGAGCGCAGGCGCCUGCAGAUUGAGGACCUGGAAGCCCGGAUUGCACUGAUGCCUCUGUUUCAGGCAGAAAGGGAUCGCAGGAUCUUGCAGAUGCUUCGGGAGAACCUGGAGGAGGAAGCCAUCAUCAUGAAAGAUGUGCCUGACUGGAAGGUGGGUGAAUCUGUGUUCCACACACAGCGCUGGGUGAGCCCCACAAUAGGCGAGCUGUAUGGACUGCGCACCACGGAGGAACUACUCAACGCCAACUACGGAUUCAUGUUAUACACGUAGCUGGACAAUCUCCCCUCUCCGCCAGGAAAAAAAUAAACGCUCUGGAGGCCUGCC